Funneliformis caledonium is the source of this 194-nucleotide messenger RNA. The record is from the annotation of a GenBank genome assembly. NCBI's taxonomy places the organism in Eukaryota, Fungi, Glomeromycota, Glomeromycetes, Glomerales, Glomeraceae.
AUCCAAAAUAUUUAAAUGAUCAAUAUUAUAAAUUAAAUAAUAAAUCUGAUAUUUAUAGUAUUGGAGUUUUGAUGUGGCAAAUUUCAAGUGAACGUCGACCAAUUUAUAAUGAAGAUGAUGUUUUACAAGGAAGAAGAGAAGAGAUUAUUCAUAGUACACCAAUUAAAUAUAGUAAUUUAUAUACAAGUAAAUAA